This is a messenger RNA of Chara braunii, 1653 nucleotides long. The record is from the annotation of a GenBank genome assembly. Lineage: Eukaryota; Viridiplantae; Streptophyta; Charophyceae; Charales; Characeae.
GCAGGCCGGAAAUAGACAGCCAGGACAGUUUCCAUGGGUCAAGUUUGGCUUGACCGAGGCGGAGUACAAGGUCCGCGGCCGCUACGGCAGCUGCUAUUGGUGCAACAGCACCAAGCACAAGACCUCCCKGUGUCAAGAUCAGGGCAAGGAGGAUGUGCGACCCCGCCUCAGCUCGGGAAACUGAGAUCCGCGGAAGGUGAGGCGACUCCACCUUCCACUCCGCCAGAUUCGGCCGCCUUGCUAGCGGCCUCCUGCACAUCUGGGGAGGAUGCGAAUGUCGCAAGUCCUCGGUAUACUUACGAGGAUUAUGCUGUCCACUUGGUUCCACCGCUGGACCAACCGCUCCACGUGCAACAGUCCACCGCAUGCACGGUUUCAUCACCAUCGGCAACCGAUUCGGCAGGUUCGUCGCAACCUAUCGCCGGGGAUUCGACGUCAUGGUCAAGACUUGAUGAGCUCGAUCCGUUGACAUUCACGGACUUCCAGUGGAUGCCCGUUCCCUCGACCGGACGAUUGCCGAAACCGCAUUGCAACGCGCUUAUGACACAAUUGCGGAACUACUUGCACACUGCAGUACCAGCUCCGUUGAUGGACGCCGGAGCAGAGGUUGUCGACCUUCACGCUUUCAUCGCGAAGAUCGACCGCGAGUUCAAGACGCAACGGUACGACGACAUCGACGCACCAUUGCUAUACAUACGCAUUCAGAUCGGAGAGGCGACCUGCAGUGCCUUGAGCGGAGCAUCUCGCAACUACAUCAGCCAGGACUUCAUGGUACGCGCCGGCCUUGGCCCACGUGUCCGGAGGAAGUCCCAGCCUACACAAGUCACUCUGGCAGACGGUCAUACGCAUAAGUCCAUCGACCGAUGCAUUGAAGCCGUCCCAGUGUACUUUGCCCCCCACGCAAGUGAGGCGGUGUCCUUCGACAUUCUGGACACCAAAUUCGACAUGAUCUUGGGCAUGUCAUGGCUGCGAAGCAAGGAUCACCCUGUGAACUUCUUCAACCGCACCGUUCACGUUCGUGACCGAAACGGAGUAUUAGUUCCAUGCACGGUGCCUUUUCCUCAUCCUUCGAUCAACUGCCACGUGGUAUCCGCCGCAAGCAUGCGAGCUUCCAUCAUCAGAGACGACAUCGAGGAGAUGGGGGUGUGUUUUCUCCACGCCCUCCCGCCACAUGACGCUUCAUCGACGGACUCACCUUCAGAUCCACUCAUCACCGAACUUCUCGAUGCCUACAGCGACGUGUUCGAAGACCCGCAUGGAGUAGUACCGGAUCGACCCCUCCGCCACGAGAUCAUCCUCGAGGACGGGGCCGUACCUCCGCGCGGUUGCAUCUACCGAAUGAGCGAGGAAGAGUUAAGUGUGCUUCGGGCACAACUCGACGACCUUCUAGRGAAAGGCUGGAUUCGGCCUAGCUCAUCGCCAUACGGUGCUCCUGUUCUCUUCGUCCGGAAGAAGAACAAGGAUUUGCGGUUGUGCAUCGAUUAUCGCAAGCUCAACGCGCAGACGAUCAGGAACGUCAGCCCUCUCCCACGCAUCGACGACCUUCUCGAGCGAUUGGGCGGCGCCCAAUUCUUCUCUAAGUUGGAUCUCAAGUCAGGGUAACCAACUCGAGAUUCGCAAGGAGGAUCGCUACAAGACCGCGUUCAAGACUCG